AGAAGGGGCGGAGGCGCCUCUUAGGCGGGCGCUUGGGCGGAGAGCCUCCCUCCAGCCUCGCCGGCCAAGCCGCUGCUCCAGCUGCAGCUCCGCCUCGCCAGGGCUGCCUGACCUCUCUUUCUUCUCUCUCUCUCGGCCGGGUUCCUGUCCCCCUCCCUCCCUCCCCGCCAGCCCCUUUCUCUCCUCGGAGCCCUCGGCGUGCGCGCCCGGCUGCGCUGCCGGCCACCAAGCCGGGGAAGCGGCUGCUCGGAGCUCGCGCGCGCGUCCCCGCGCCAUUUCGGAGGAGCGCAGCAUCUCGUGUCCUUGGGAGAAGAGCGGAGGAGGAGGAGGAGGAGGAAUCUGGGAAGCCGGUCCUCCUGCACCGGAGCUCAAGUCCCCAGAAGUCUGCGUUGGACUGGAUCUGCGCCCGCGCCUUUCCAUGGUCAGGUCUAUGGGGAGCACAGAACUGGCGCCAGAGAGGUCCACUCACAGAUGCAGACUCUUUAUUUGGAUGUAAGCCCCGCUGUCCCCGAUGAAAUUAACUUCCAGGUGAGCAUGUUUAUUUACAUAACUUCUUACAUAAGAUACCUGGUUUUUUGCCUCUUCAAGAUAAUUUGUCAACAAGGAUGGACUUUGGCAAAGUCGAACAUUUGGCAACCCCCCCCCCCCCCGCUUAAAUAUUUCUUCUUUUCAGGAUCUUUCCUUUUGGUACAGUUGAUUUUUCUUUAUUUUGUACCCCCUCAGCUCGGCACCUUGGGAGGGGGGAGGAAUUGUCUGCACUGCCCUAGAUCUGAUGCAGUGCACGCAUUGUUGGGAUACUGCCAGGGAGACAAAGUCCAUCAUGGCCCCAAGCCGUCUGCCGGACGAUCCAUCGAUCUCCCGUAGGCACGCAGUAUCAUCAAUUAGUGAAAUGAGUUUCUAGAAAAUAUCUUGUCACAUUCCAGAGCUCAUGCACACUCUAUCAGCAGAUAAUGCACAGCCAAAAGUUGCACUCAGGAGAGCAUUAUUUACAAGUUUAUUCAGUGUUGAUCAGAACAUGUUUUUGACUGCCUGCUUUAGUGUCUACGACACAGAGAGAGAAACGAAAGCAACAGAAAACAUAAACAUCCUGUGAACAGGAAAUACGCAGACUCUGUGACUCACAGCCUGCUCCCUUUUAAGGUGGAACGGAAAUAUCCUAACAUCCUCCCCCUUUCCAUGUAACCUGUAGUACCUGUGGUUCAACCCAACUGCAACCUUUGUACGUAAACCUUAAGUUGUUCUCUGUUAACAACCUUAGACAACAGAUCAGCAGGAAUUUCAUUUCCUGGCAUGUAGGACACCUGAAUGAGCCCUUUCUGAAUACACUCCCUUGCACGAUGUAGCUUAAUCUGCAAGUACUUGGUCCUUUGCUUGCAACUCUCCGAGUUCAGCAAAGCCAAACACGAUCUAUUGUCUUGAUACACUUGUAUAGGACAUUUCACAGAAAUUCUGAUGUCCCUAAACAGUUGCAUCAACCAUUCACAAUCCAUGAGUGAAAAUGACAGAGCAUUGAGUUCUGCUUCACAGGAACUUAGGCUCACUGUCGUCUGCUUCUUGCACAGCCAGUCAAACAGACAGUGGUUGUACAUGUAGCAUACUCCAGAAGUGCUUGUACCAUCCGUGGUGUCACUUCCAAAACUUGCAUCUGCAAAGAUUUCAAGACCUCCAGUCUUCUGACUGGUGAACCUCAGCCUGUAGUGCAUAGUCCCUUUCAAAUAGUGGGCUAGGCGCGUCAGAGCUUUCCAAUCCUGAACGGUAGGAUUGUUAGCAUGUCUGCUAAGCAGGUUAGUGCUUACAGCAAUGUCAGGUCUUGAGCAUCUAGCAAUGAAAUUCAACUUGCCUAGAAUGCAUCUGUACAGCGUUGUGUCAGAAGACGCUUCAGCAGUACUGUCUACCAGGUAACCUGUCACCAUCGGUGUGUCUGCUGGGUUUGCAUCAACCAAAUUCAACCUGGUUAAUACAUCAGCAAUUUUCUGUGUUUGGUGUACCAGAAAAUUACCUGUUUGUUUUUUGUUUUUGUUUUUUUAAUAAUUUUUAUUUAAGUUUUGAACAACAAAGAAAGAAAAGAAAAACAUACACAGUACAUAUCUCAAAAAAAGAAGAAAAGAUAACAAAAACACACAAAAAAGAACACAAUUCAACAAUAAAAAGCAAAAAAAACCAUAACAAUUAAUAACAAUAUCUCUUUUCCAUUUCCGUUUUUUUAGUUUACUUAUUUUCUGGACUUCCUCAUACCUCCCUCUUUUGUAUUCCAAUCCAAAUUGUUUGUCCAGCAAUUUCUUUUCAACUUCCCCCCCCCCAAUCUUUAACUUUAAUAUAAUAUUGUAAUAUAUAUCUUCAAUUUCUUUAAACCUGAUCUUUAAUCUUAGUAUAAUAUAACGUUAAAAUUUUCCCUCUUAAUUGUCAGAUUUCCAUUUCUUUAAACAUCUUUAAUCCUAAUCUUAAUCUUAGUCUAUCAUUAACUUUAACCUGUACAGCUGGAAACCGCUUAUUUUCAGUCCAACAUCACUCUAACAUUCUUUAAUUUUACAAUGUUUCUGAAGAUAGUCUUUGAAUUUCUUCCAAUCUUCCUCCACCGACUCUUCUCCCUGGUCACGGAUUCUGCCAGUCAUUUCCGCCAGUUCCAUAUAGUCCAUAAGUUUCAUCUGCCAUUCCUCCAGCGUGGGAAGUUCUUGUGUCUUCCAAUAUUUUGCGAUGAGUAUUCUUGCUGCUGUUGUUGCAUACAUAAAGAAAGUUCUAUCCUUUUUAACACCAUUUGGCCGACUAUGCCCAGGAGAAAGGCCUCUGGUUUCUUAGGGAAGGUAUACUUAAAUACCUUUUUUAAUUCAUUAUAUAUCAUUUCCCAGAAAACCUUAAUCUUUGGGCACGUCCACCAAAGGUGAAAAAAUGUACCUUCAGUUUCUUUACAUUUCCAACAUUUGUUAUCGGGCAAGUGAUAAAUUUUUGCAAGCUUGACUGGGGUUAUGUACCACCUGUAUAUCAUUUUCAUAAUAUUCUCUCUUAAGGCAUUACAUGCCGUAAAUUUCAUACCUGUGGUCCACAACUGUUCCCAGUCAGCAAACAUAAUGUUAUGUCCAAUGUCCUGUGCCCAUUUAAUCAUAGCCGAUUUUACCGUUUCAUCCUGAGUAUUCCAUUUCAGCAGCAAGUUAUACAUUCUUGACAAAUUCUUAGUUUUGGGUUCUAACAGUUCUGUUUCUAAUUUUGAUCUUUCCACCUGGAAGCCAAUUUUCCUGUCCAAUUUAAAUGCCUCCAUUAUCUGAUAAUAAUGAAGCCAGUCUCGCACUUUGUUUUUAGUUUUUCAAAACUCUGCAGUUUCAGUCUAUCUCCGUCUUGUUCCAAAAUUUCCCAAUAUUUCGGCUAUUUGACCUCCAUAUUGACCUUUUUCAAGGCUUUCGCUUCCAUUGGUGACAGCCACCUUGGGGUUUUGUUUUCUAGCAAAUCCUUAUAUCUUGACCAAACAUUAAAUAGCGCUUUCCUGACAAUGUGGUUUCUAAAUGCUUUAUGUGCUUUGACCUUAUCAUACCAUAAAUAUGCAUGCCAUCCAAAUACAUUGUUAAAACCUUCCAAAUCCAAAAUGUCAGUGUUUUCAAGAAGUAGCCAUUCUUUCAACCAGCAAAAAGCUGCUGAUUCAUAGUAAAGUUUAAGGUCUGGCAGGGCAAAUCCGCCUCUUUCCUUUGCAUCCGUUAAAAUUUUAAAUUUUAUUCUAGGCUUCUUGCCCUGCCAGACAAAUUUAGAAAUAUCUUUCUGCCACCUCUUGAAACAAUCCAUUUUGUCAACUAUCUGCAAAGUUUGAAACAAAAACAACAUUCUAGGCAAUACAUUCAUUUUUAUCGCAGCAAUACGGCCUAGCAGUGAAAGCUUCAAAUUUGACCAAAUUUCUAAAUCUUUUUUCACUUCAGACCAACAUUUUUCAUAGUUAUCUUUAAAUAAGUUCCCAUUUUGUGCUGUCAUGUUAAUCCCCAGGUAUUUAACUUUCUUAACCACUGUUAAACCUGUCUCAUUCUGAAACCUCUCUCUUUCAAACGGUGUUAAAUUUUUCUCUAAAACCUUGGUUUUUGACUUGUUCAAUUUAAAUCCUGCCACUUGACCAAAUUCCUGGAUCAGUUCUAAAACUCUUUUAGUACUAGAUUCUGGCUCCUGUAACGUCAAUACUAAGUCAUCUGCAAACGCUCUCAAUUUGUACUGUUUAGUUCUGACCUGUAUACCUUUAACCGACUGGUCCCUUCUAAUCAUAUUCAGCAAAACCUCCAGGACCGAAAUAAAAAGAAGUGGGGAAAUAGGGCAACCUUGUCGUGUCCCUUUUUCAAUUUUUAGUUCUUCCGUCACAACAUUAUUUACAAUUAAUUUAGCUUUUUGUUCUGAAUAAAUUGCACCUAUACCAUUCUCAAAACCUUGGCCUACCCCCAUACCCUGGAGAUUCUUCUUCAUAAAAUUCCAAGAAAUAUUGUCAAAGGCUUUCUCCGCAUCUACAAAUAUCAAAACUGCUUUGGUGUUUAUAUUCACUUCUAAUUUUUCCAAAAUAUCAAUUAUAUUCCUCAAAUUGUCAGACAAAUGUCUUCCUGGGAGAAAGCCCGCUUGGUCUUUAUGGAUCUCUUCCAUCAGCACUUUCUUAAAUCUCUUAGCCAAAAUAUCUGCAAAAAUUUUGUAAUCCACAUUCAAUAACGAUAUAGGGCGGUAGUUCUUAAGCUGUGUCUUUUCAGUCUCUGUCUUUGGUACAAGUGUAAUAUAUGCUUCUUUCCACGACUCUGGUGCUCUUUCCCCCUCCAUUAUUUCAUUGCAGACCUCUUUCAAAGGUUGAAUUAACCAUUCUUUUAAGGAUCUGUAGUAUCUAGAGGUCAAGCCAUCUGGUCCUGGAGAUUUACCCAAUUGCAUGUUUUGAAUGGCACCUUCUAUUUCUUGUUCAGUUAUUCUAUGAUUCAAAAUUAAUUUAUUUUCUUGAGAUAUUUUUUGUAAUCCAUUUGUUUUCAAAAAUUGGUCUAAGUCUGUUUCUUUCAAUGGCCCUUGAGUAUAUAAUCGUUUAAAGUACCUCUGGAAACAACUUCUAAUCUCUGCAGGGUUCUGUAUGUUUCUUCCUUCCACCUCUAAGUUCGUAAUCGUAUUUAAUUUUUGUCUCUUUUUCAUUUGCCAUGCUAACAAUUUACCACAUUUAUUGGCCGACUCAAAAGUCUUUUGUCUCAUUUGUUUAAUUUUCCAUUCUAUUUCCUGAUUCAUCAUUUUCAUAUAUUGUACUUGAUAUAGCUUUAACUCUCGCAGAAUCUCUUGAGAUUUGGGAUUUACUCUCAGUCUUUUUCACAUUCCUUUAUUUUAUCCAUUAUCUUAUCCUUCUUCUCAUUUUGAGUUCUUUUCUUUAUUGCAUUCUGUUGUAUUAAGAACCCUCUCAUAACUGCUUUACUAGCGUCCCAGAUUACUCUUUUCUCCACGUUGGUACUAAGGUUUAUCUCAAAGUAGUCUCUCAAAGUUUUUUGGGCCUUCUUAAGGAAUUCCUCAUCUCUAAAUAAGGUGUCAUUCAUCUUCCAUCUGAAGGAGCCAGUUGGUGUCAGUCUCAUUUCCAUCUUAACAGCAUUAUAGUCGGAGCAAAUUUUCGGGCAGAUUUCCACCUUUCUUGUCUUUGGUGCCAUUCCUCUAGUUAUCCAAAUUUGGUCAAUUCUUGUCCAUGUCAAUUUGGCUUCAGAAAAGAAAGUUCCCUCUUUAGCCAUGGGAUUUCUUAUUCUCCAAAUGUCCACUAAAUCCAAGUUGUCUGUCAUGUCAAAAAAAGUUUUCGGUAGUCUACCAUCCUUGGUGACUACCUGUCUUUGUGCCUUGUCCAUAUAUGUAGAUACCACUCCAUUCAUAUCUCCCAUCAAAAUCAUGUUAUAAUCCAUAUGGUCCAUCAGGGUCUCGUGCAACUUCUUAAAAAUUCAGAUUUCCCAUCAUUUGGUGCAUAAAUUCCUACAAUCAGAAAUUUUUCUCCUUGUGUUUGAAUUUCAAUUGCCACAAAUCUUCCUUGGUCAUCUUUAAAAACAAAUUUCGGUGAUAAAUUGUCUUUUGCAUAAAUCACAACCCCUCUUUUUUUUACUUUGUCCGACGAAAUAAACUCCUGACCAAGUCUUUUAUUUAUCAAUAAUUUCCUGUGUAAUCUUGUUAUAUGUGUUUCUUGUAAACAAAUUAGGUCCAGUUGUUCCUUUUUUAAUAUAUGAAAUACUGACUUCCUUUUCUGAGGGGAAUUCAAACCCCGACAGUUCCAUGUUAAAAGUUGCAGGGCCAUGAUAUUAUUAUUUUAACUCUCCUCCUACUGCACCUAGUGCCUGUUCCUCGUCCGUUGGUGGUAUCACUGUUUUCGAGCGGUCUUUUGGUUCCGGAGAUAGUUCUUUUUGUAGGUCUUCUCCGCAGAAAAUUACCUGUUUGGUCCCUCUCCACCUGCAGAGAAAGAUAGUUGGAUACCUCACCAAGAUCCUUCAUGUCAAAGUGCUCCUUCAGCUGAGCUAGGGUGCUUUGGUACAAAGCCUGAUUCUUCCAAAACAUCAGAAGAUCAUCAACAAAACAUAAACAAUACAGUUUGUUUUGCCCCUCCUCCUUGACAAACACACAUGGAUCAGCUUUGCCCUGGUGAAAACCUAGAGUAAGCAAUGUCUCAGUGAGUUUCAUGUUCCAACACCUGGCACUCUGCUUGAGACCAUAUAAGGAUUUCCGCAGUUUACAGACCAUUCCCUUCUGUAUCUGCAUUCCAUCAGGUGGAAGCAUAAACAGCUCCUCCCCCAAAAUCCCGUACAAAAAAGCUGUAUUAAUGUCAUGAUGGGAAACAUGCCGUUUCUCCUCCGCAGCGAUCUUGAGCAUCAGCCGAAUGCUCUCAUAUUUGACUGUGGGUGAGUAGGUCUCGUGGUAAUCCUGUCCUGGUACCUGUGAAAAACCUCUGGCAACCAAUUUGGCUUUGUCUCUGACAACCUUGCCAUUCUGGUCUGUCUUGGCCUUGAAGACCGAUUUGCUGCCAACCAGUCUCAUUCCUGGGACUACCGGUACCAGUUUGUCGGAGCCAGCCGUUACAAAUGGUGCAGUUUAGCAUAAAAUAAAGACACAGAGAGCCAGCAAUAUUUUCAGGAUGGUAUGAGCUGCUCCUUUCGAACUUCCCUCUCCUCCUGUAGCUUCUUUAUUAUCCUUUGUCUCUCUCCAGCCGCAUGGCCGUUUGCCAAUGUCUCACGUUACCUCAUCCGGUCAAGGCUUUUAUUGCCCCCAUCACCAUAUAGGGUCAUCACUGCCCAGAGGAAACACAACUCCAAUACAUUCCAAUACAUUGUAAAGCUCAGAGUGCUGGUCAGCCGAGGUCAGGGGGCACCCUGCAAUAUUACAAGCCUUUGCCGUGGCUUUAUGACUCCCACACCAGUUCCCAAGUUUGGUUCCUAUUCAAGGAAUCAACUUCAGCCAUCAUGGCAUUAAGCCAAGGCUCAGCAUCUUUAGAGGUUAACUCCUGAACCUCUUUGAAGCUUGAAGGUUCCCAUACCUUCUCUGAGCUUCUAAGAACAGCAGUUGCUGUCUUAGCAAACUCAUCAGCAAAUCUCUUUGGAGGUCUGCCCUUGGUCGCUCUUUCAGAUCUGCGUACUAGACGCAAGUCUUCUGGACUCAUCUCCUCCUUCUUAGGAGAAAAAUGACCAAUGGUGAACAGUGGUUCUUCCAGAUCAUUGUCAGACGCAUCAGAUGGUCUGACUGAGGCCUUUGCGCUCUUGUAGUCUGCUGUGUCAUCACUGUCACUGACACCAGCAGCAGCGCCGCCCACUGAACUGGAAUCCGAACUCUGAUCAUCAUCAUCAUCAUCAUCCUCAGCUUCCUCAGCUUCCUCAACAUUAUCUGCUUUCUUCACAUCACCUUCAUCCUCCUCUGGGUAACUCUGGAAAAUUCCCACAUUUCCCCCCCACUUAGGAUUGUACUCAACACUCUUUGUGAACUUAAUGGACUUAGAGUCAGUCAUCCACACCCUGUAUGCACCUUUUUCGUACCCCGUGAACAAACCAUGUGCCCCACGCUUCCCUAGCUUGUUGCUUUGUGGGGUGUGUACCCACAUGUCAGAACCAAAGAUUCUCAUGUGCUUGAUGUUGGGUUUCUUACCAAACAUCUUCUCAUAGGGAGUACAACCAAUAGGUGAUGACAAUCUGCGAUUAAAAGUGUAAACAAAAUUUGACAGAGCCUCCCCCCAAUACUUAUCAGGGAGAUUGGCAUCAUGCAACAAUGUUUUCAUUCCUUGCAGCAACGUUUGAUUUGCUCGCUCCGCAAGCCCAUUCAUCCAUGGCGAUCUAGGCGUUGACAAGUCAUGCUGGAUUCCCUUCUCAGUCAGGAAAGUUUCAAACUGCUGAGAAGUGAACUCCCCGCCUCGAUCAGUAAACAGACAGCCAAUACGUUUACCGUGAACAUUCUCCAACCAAGCACAGAAUGCCUUGAACUCGGAAACGCUUGCGAUUUCUGCUCGAGCAUAAACACAUGAAUGUACCUGGAAAAAGAGUCAAUUAGAACCAUGAAGUACCUUGCUCCACCCAAAGAGGGCGCAAGUGGACCAACCAGGUCUGCGUGCACUAGCUGGUAGGGUUUGGAAGCCUGCCUGCUAGACUCCUUGCCUUUUGGAGCAACCUUCACCUUGUUCUCUGCACAAGAUACACAUUUCAUGUGAAACUUACAGGCUUCGAUGUUCAAACCCUCAACCAUCUCUGGCAUCUUGGCCAGUGCCUUCCAAGAGAGGUGACAAAACCUUCGAUGUGCAUCGUGAAUGCAUCCUGCAUGAAGAACUUUGUUAGUUUGUGCAACACAACAAGAAUCAACAUUAGACACAACAGCACCAUUGUCAUCAUAAGUUAUACAGAACAAGCCAUCCAUAAACUUUGCAUGCAAAAUGUCCUCUUUGCCUUUUCUGAUGACACAGACGCUCCUCUUGAAGGAAAUCUCAAAACCACGCCCAGUAAGCUGUGGGACACUGAGCAAAUUGUCUGCAGCACCUGGAACAUAUAGUACAUCUUUGAUGGUAGUGUGCAGACUUGCCAGUCUCACAGUCCCUUCUCCUGCGAUCCGCAAUGUCUUUCCGUCAGCCAGGUGGAUCUCACCUUCUUGAGGUUUGAAGGAGAUAAAGAGAUGGCGGUCUUUUGAGACAUGGCGGGUACUCCCUGAAUCAACAAUAAACCUGGCUUUAGGUUUAUCAACAAUAAACCUGAAGCUGUGCCAGCAAACAAAGCCUUGUUUUCCACUGGCGUGGGCUCUUCACCCUCCCUCUGCUUCUGGCCAUCUGCAGGCGUCUGCCUCUGUUUACCUUUGCCCUUCCGGCCUCUGCAAAGGCGAUGACCUUGGCUCCCAUGAGAAACAGAGCUCUCAGCUGCCGACUCCUUGGCUCCCCUGGAGGCUGGAAUGCUGCCUGGGAUGACGUGACAGUCAGCUCCCCCUGCAGCUUGCAACCGGUGCCCUCGGCAUCCCUGCAUUCACUCGCAUUCUGGGAAACAGCCAGGACCUCCGAUGCAGUCAAAGUCUGGGCUGGGAUGACUGGCAGAUGGGCUACUUUCAAAGCAUUCCACAUCUUACGUGCAGUGGUGUUGCCAACAAGCGUUUUAAUUUCCUCCAGAGAGACGGACAAGACUAUUAUGUCUAUCGCCCUUAAAUCUUGGGCCUUCCAUCUAUCUGUCAGAGGAACUGGAGGGGCCUCACACACAGUAUGCCACACUCCAAACUGACGCAGCAAACUCUCACACCACACAGCCCAGGUUUUAUAAUUGUGCCGAUUUAACUUUGGGCACUCAGCAGCCUCAGAAGCUUGGAAAAACUCCAUUCCAGCUUUUUACUUGAGCCUUGAGCCCUAUUUCACUUCAGAGACUCCUUAUCUUGGCUCCCAUUAAUCACGAAGUCUGCUUGGCUCGGCUCCCAGACCAAUUAGGCCAGCCAGACAUCUGAAGCCCUUGCCGCGGCAAACAGAAAAGCCUCACUUUCGCUUUUCCCACAUACCUCAACGCAGUCUGUCACAGUCUUACUCUCCUGUAAGUGCCGUGAAUCUGGGCCCGAAACCUGUUGUUGGGAUACUGCCAGGGAGACAAAGUCCAUCAUGGCCCCAAGCCGUCUGCCGGACGAUCCAUCGAUCUCCCGUAGGCACGCAGUAUCAUCAAUUAGUGACAUGAGUUUCUAGAAAAUAUCUUGUCACAUUCCAGAGCUCAUGCACACUCUAUCAGCAGAUAAUGCACAGCCAAAAGUUGCACUCAGGAGAGCAUUAUUUACAAGUUUAUUCAGCGUUGAUCAGAACACAGAAAAACAUGACUGCCUGCUUUAGUGUCUACGACACAGAGAGAGAAACGAAAGCAACAGAAAACAUAAACAUCCUGUGAACAGGAAAUACGCAGACUCUGUGACUCACAGCCUGCUCCCUUUUAAGGUGGAACGGAAAUAUCCUAACACGCAUCACAUCCAGGGCAAAUGAUUAUUUCAUAUCUUUGGAAUGGGGGGGGGGUGUUUACACCUAUUAUUUUCUUGGUGGCUUCAUGGAGAUGUAUCUAAUUUGGCUUUAUAUUCAAAAUACUUCAUUCUUUGGCUUCAGUAUUGUGCUUCAAUAAUAUGACAAAACUUUAUUUUCUGUCACUAUGACCAGAUACAAUUAUCAUUUGGUCCUUUCCUCAACUUUUGAAGCUGCAGUCUUACACACGUAAGACCAAAUGAACUUGGAAGGAUCUGUGUAAACAUGCAUAGGAUGGGCUUCAAGAAUACACUGGCAGACUUGCACAAGUUUAUUUAAUGUUCCUAAUUUGAAUAUGUUACUGCUGAGUGUCAGUUCCCUUUCUGCACAGCACAUUCACAGUAAUACUAAAGCAGAAUUUCAGCAGAAAUUUUGCAGACCUUUGAAUUAGCUGAAUUUGAAGACCUUGCCAUGUUAACAAAAGACACUUCUGCUUGUGGGGUGGGUGUGUAUCAAAGACCUCCCCAUCCCAGUCUACACCCUCCUCCAUUUCACCUGCAAACUUGCUUCAGUGAGUUAGGGUGCCUUCCAGAAUGCUUUUAGGGGAAAACAGGGCUGCCCAUAGGGGGGAAAUGGGCAACAACCCAUCCAUAGUUUGCUUGGCAGGACCUCUGGAUCCAAGCCACAGUCCCACCCCCGAUUUGUAUCUUAAACCAUGCCAAAGACUUGGAGAAGACUGCAGAAGAUAUAUAUGGGCAUGCUCAUGUAUUAAGUGGAGAUUCUUAUUUCUGCCUGCAUCUGUAUACAAUUUGAAAUGGUGCUUAUAUAUUUAUUUAUUAUUAAUUGCUUCAGGAUGCUUCAUGGGAAGCAAUUCAUUAAAAAAAAAAAUCCAAACAGGGUUCCCAAUCAUAAGGAAGAGCCCUAUGUUCAUACAACAGUUUUUAAAGACUGAUCCAAGCACGCUUACUUGGAAGGAUUUUCCAUUGAAAUCCAUGGGACUUAUUUCCAUGCAAAGUGCUUGCGAGUGAGUAUUGUUGUUGAAUUAAAAUGUGAGGAGUUGUAUAUACUUACUUAGAAACGCUUCUUCAUAUGCUUCCUUUGCAGCAGCUUUGGGACGAACGUCACAUGUGAGCGGCUAUGACAUCUGAAGCAGGUGAAUCGGUGCAAGAUCGGCUUUUGAAAUGCAGCUGAAGAAAACAAGAAAAGUCUUACCAAUAUUAACUGCCAGCCAAGGGAACAAAGGGCCUCGGUCAUUGACUACAUUGCCAAAGCAAACAAAAGUUGAUAAAGCAAAUACAAUAAAGGCAAAUGAUGAAAACUGCAAAUUUGCAUAUAAAGAAGCUGAGGGAAGUGAAUUGUAUCCAAUAAGUUGUAUUAAGUGUAGAUGUGUGCAAGACAUUUUGGCACUACAGUUGCAUCAGCAGAAAUGCCAAGAUAUUGAAGAUGACUACCAUGUCUGUAGCAAGUGCCCGUUGAGUGUGCUGUCCACUCUCAAUUUUCAGAUUGUGCCUGCAGUUGCACUGCAGGACACUGAAGCCCAAGAGAAAAUGUCCCCCAGUAAGUCUCAAAGAGCCUUCAAAGUAAAAAACUUUCAGCCAGACAAAUAUUAUUGUGACAAAUGCCGAUUUUCCACAAAGGAUCUCUUACAACAUAAGAAACAUGUAGCUCAACAUGAAAAGAUCAAAUUUAUUUGUUCCCAGUGCGAUUGGGUGUCUUACACCAAAGGGGAAUUCCAAAGGCAUUUAGUGAAACAUACUGGGAGAUUUCCAUACCAGUGCAAAUACUGUGACUAUGGUGCAGUUAGGCAUGAUUAUAUUGUCAAACACACAAAAAGAUUACACGCAACUGAGAAGCAAGAAAUGAUUUCAGUUGCAAAAGUUGAUCAAAAACGAAAUUGUUCACCAGAGCAUAAUUUGGAGUGGAAGAAACAUGUCCUGGAAGCUUCUCUGAAGGUCACACCUUCACGUUUAUCUCAGAUUUGUGGGAUUAAAGAUGAAAUACCUGAAAUUGAUUCACCAUCAGUUUAUGAUGAAUGUAGUCAAAGUACAGCCUUCAUACAAGAUAAAAAUGUAAAUAAACUAUCUGAUGUCAGAAUCCAUAAAAAUGAAGAUAUAUUGAUGGAAGUUGAAGUUUAUUCUCCAAAAAAAGGGCCUAUAACACCUGGAAUGCCAUUAACAGUGGUUGCACCUGCCAAAUUUUGUGUUCCACAUAAUUGUUUGGCACAAAUAGUAGAAAUUAAAAGAAAUAAUGGUACACAGCAGUUGAUUCUUAAACUCAUUCCUCCGAAAGGAACUACCUCUGAAGCUAUGAAAUAUAAAAAAGUAGAAUCUGGAAACCAGUGUGCAGAACAAGAAGAAAAAACAGUAAAUAACUGUGUGCCCCCAACGCUUGAAUCCUGUGCUUUAGAUAACGAGAAUGACAAGAACUGUCUGCAUUCUGCCAGUUCUACUACUUUGAACUGCAGCUUGAUAAAUACCCCGGAGGAAAAUGCUAUUUGCAAAGAAAACACACAGAGAGAAUAUGAUCUUAUACAACCUUUAGCAGAGUUUUCUUCUGAAAAAACAAAUUGCCCAGAACUCUUUCAAAAGAGAAAAUGUUCAGAAAAUAAACAUAUAACUUCCAGUUCAGAUCCAGCCAUAUGCCUAGUGGCUCCCUCUUCCGAAGAUAAGAACAAGUCCCAAAAUGAUUUGUUAGCUACUGUCCAGAAAAACAAUAGUUUACCGCCUUCCUCAGUAUUCGGUAACAUGCGCUUCACUUUAACCAAUGCCAAAGAAGAACAGUGGAAUGAGCUUAGAGUAGCUGCAAAAACACAUUUGUUUGAUUCCCAUUUGUUUCACCCUUUUGAAAGAGCUGCAGUGUCACAGCAGAAUAAACCUCUAGCUUCAGAGGAGUCUGAGAACGUCUUAGGUGUAAUAAAUGGAAUUAAUGUGAAAAGAAAGAAAGAUAAUAUGGAAGUGGAAGCACACAGUAUAAAAUAUGAAGGUGAUUCAGUAGAUGGUCCGGUGAUCUCAUCUGUGUUUUCCCUCAGCUCUGGCGCUGUAAAUAUCCCGGAAGGAAUUAAGUGGGAUGAUACAUUACAGAAGAAAAGGUCCACAUCGUUGUUGCGCAGAAAGAUUGCUCAGCUGAUGUCUGCUGUUGAAUCGAAUGUGAAAUCUCAAUUAGCUGCUUCAUUAAGACACAGUAACAGCCAAGCCUCUAAGGAGAAAGUGUUAUUGCCAGAAAAAAAGAGUGAAAAAACUAGCUCAAAUAUGAUAUCUGAACAAGAGCUUGUGCCUUCUCCUUGGAGACCAAAGGGCACCACUUUUUCUAAUGAGUGUUCUAAUAAGCAAGAACAACCAUUGGAAACACUUAAAGAGGCUAAAACCAAAACCAGGGUGAUUACAAAAACAAACACUGUUUCUCCGGCUUUCAUUCCUCAAGGAACUGUACUGAGAGUGCUAAACUGCAGUAGUUCUGAGGCCCCAACUGAAAAACAAAAUGGUGAUGAAAUGUCACCUUCCCCUUCUCGAUAUUGCAACAAAAUGUUUAUGCCAAGGCCAGUUCCUUGCUGUGUUUCUGCCAUACUUGACAAAGGUCCAACUUUGCCAGCUGAGAAUGAAGUUAAUGAGGUUUCUAGAAAUCUCUGUGUGUCACAUAGUCACACUUGCCACUCUUUUAGUUCUGUGCCAAGUAUCAGCCAACAAAAUGGUAUGUUGUCAUGUCAAAAAGGCAGCAGCCCAAGUGGGCUAAGCAAAAGGGCCAUGAAAGGUGAAGAGCCCCAGAACAAAGCUAAGCGAGCACAUCCUGCAAACACUUUGCCCCAGAAGAGACUCACAGCUCAAGAGGAACGCUUCCUUAAAGUGGUGCCCACUCUCAUGAGAUGCCUUAGGCUUGUAGCAUUCAAAAGUGAUCAACUAAUAAAAUGCCCUCAUCGUAACCAGCCAGUAGUUGUCUUAAACCACCCUGAUGUUGAUUCACCAGAAAUAAUUAGUAUCAUGAAGGUUAUCAAUAAGUACAAAGGCAAUGUCCUGAAAGCAGUUUUAUCAGAAAGAACUAUUAGUUGUCUCAGUGUGAAACGACAUUAUAAAAGACUGACUUUUCAGACUUUUGAUAGAUCAUCUCAAGUGAAACAACAGAAUGACACAAAAGAAGGUGCACAAAAAUAACUGCAAGGAGGUGGAUUCGUCAAUAGUGGAAGCAUCAAAACAAAUGUUUAAAUGCUGGUUUUGUAGUAGGGUGUAUGCUGAGCAAGAAGAAUGGAUAAAUCAUGGGCAGAAACAUUUUCUGGAAACCACAAAAGGGUGGGACAAUUAGAAAUUGAGCUACACUCAAUAAGCGUGAGCCAGGGAGGGAGGGCAGGAAAAUGUUGGAGCAAAGAGAAUGUUGACUACAUGCGGUACCAUAAGGAAACUGAUCUAGUAGAAAAGAACUGAAAACAAAUACUUCUAGUAAAAUGUUGUAGUAUUUCACCUCAGGUUUUGGAUGCUGAAAGUUUUUCAGUGUGCAUUUAGUGCAGGGUCAACCUUUUCAGAAUCGAGGGCCAUUCAUUCGCAUGCACACAGUCUUCCCCAUUCAUUCAUUCUGGCCAGUCACUGUGAAAACAACGCUGGACUAGAUGGGGCUUUGGUCUGCUCCAACAGAGCUCUUCUUUAUAAUUUUCUCACCCCUUUGGCAUGCCAGGUGAAAUUUAAAGGGACUGUUUUUCUGUGCCAUUCCCUCCUGUCGUCAUUUUUCUUUGUCCCAAUUUUAUCUUGACAUGCAGAUCUUCAAGUCCCUUUGAGCAUCAGAUUUGAUGCUUGGCCAAUGUGGAAUGUGUGGCAUGCUCUGUGGUUAGUUGCCAUGAAGCAGGAAACUGAGAGAAUACCGUAUUUUUUGCUCUAUAAGACUCGCUUUUUCCCUCCUAAAAAGUAAGGGGAAAUGUGUGUGCGUCUUAUGGAGCGAAUGCAGGCUGCACAGCUAUCCCAGAAGCCAGAACAGCAAGCGGGAUUGCUGCUUUCACUGCGCAGCGAUCCCUCUUGCUGUUCUGGCUUCUGAGAUUCAGAAUAUUUUUUUUCUUGUUUUCCUCCUCCAAAAACUAGGUGCGUCUUGUGGUCUGGUGCGUCUUAUAGAGCGAAAAAUACGGUAGGUUUUCAGGAAUGGCUGGAUCAGGUCCGAGGGCAGCUCUCUGUUGCUUUUGUUAAGUCUACAAUUCUGUUACAGUGGUUCUGUACCUUGAUUCUCGAACUUAAUCUGUCCCGGAAGUCUGUUCCAAAACCAAAACAUUCCAAAACCAAGGCAUUCUUUACCAUAGAAAGUAAUGCAAAAUGGAUUAAUCCGUUCCAGGUUGUUGAAAAACUAUCCCUAAAAUGCUUUUCCCUACUGCCCCAAUCAGUGCAAUAUUUUGAUCUCUCUCCCUCUCUCAUGGCUGGGCUUCAGAGCGCUGCCAGGAUGCUUUUCCUCGCUGGCCCAAGCAGCAUGAUUUCUCAAAAAAUGGAAAUGCAACACUAAAAACGGAAGCUCAGGAUACGUUAAACUUC
Podarcis lilfordi (Lilford's wall lizard) is the source of this 15879-nucleotide messenger RNA. NCBI's taxonomy places the organism in Eukaryota, Metazoa, Chordata, Lepidosauria, Squamata, Lacertidae. The record is from the annotation of a GenBank genome assembly.